Molecule: messenger RNA, 2307 nt
Organism: Phytophthora sojae
Lineage: Eukaryota; Oomycota; Peronosporomycetes; Peronosporales; Peronosporaceae
Exons: 3
Coding region: 1-2307 (768 amino acids)
Source: RefSeq, a predicted model, not a curated record
AUGCCAAGCUCCUUGCAGUUGCGGGCUGAAUCGGAUUGGACCAGCAAACUUACAGCAGCGAAAACCUAUGGGAACUAUACCCUGGACAUUGGCAUUCUUCGAGUUCGCACACUUCUCCUUACUGCCGUGAUGGCGAGCGUCUUCACUGGAGUGACGCUGUUAUUCGCGGGUGAUGGGGUCCAAGUGAGCUCCUUCCAGUCGGGCGAUCUGGACGCUGCGGGGCAGAAGCAACUACUGGACAAGUACAACGGAUGGCUGGGCAGUCUGACGGCGCUGGUGAUGAAGCCGCUCGACGUGGCGCUGAGCAUGUUGAUUGCCGUUGUGUUCCUGUGUAUCGCGACGAAAUGGAGCGUUUAUUAUGAAACCCGCCGCAGAUACCUCAUGAUGGCCGUCAUUGGAGUCGUGGGCUAUUUGAUGAACACCGGCUUCAAUUCCCUGAAUUUGCAGGUUGUCUCGGGGAAAAUUCGCCCCAGAAUUAUCUCGUCAGAUCUCGCUGUGGAGAGCAUUGACGAUGACACUCAGAAGUUGGACGCUAGCGGGUUCUUGACGACGACAAUGAACUCGAGUUUCCGUGAGAAUUCGCCCGGCAACAGCGUCUUCAACACCAUUUUACGCAAUUUAUUCGUGGCGACAGAGGAAGUUCCGACUUGGUGCAACCAUACCGACGACUAUGUGUAUCUGUUCAAAAAUACCGUCGCUACGUACGGCUUCCCUUCACGAUCGUGGCAGCAGCGUGCGCUGUCCAAAGCACGGGAGCCAACGGGUUCGUUGAGUAUGCCGAUGAAUGCCUCCAAGUCCGAGCUCCCAUCGGACGAAGAGCUUCCGAUGAAUAGUUCCAUUGCUACAAACCUCGCAGUGUUCGAUUGCGAUGGCAGAUUACCUGAAUCUGCGUCCGGUAACGCAACUUUUCUAGGUAAUCUGCACGAGGUGAUCGUCAACUACUUCGAGAGGACGGAGAACGCCAGCACAACGGACGAACUGGCCAAGAUGGAGUUCUCCCACGUCGAUUUGGCUGAAAACAUUGCGUUUGACGCCUUCACGAUCGAGAUCCCGACGCAAAAGUUUGGGCUCCAGAACGACAAUUCGUCGAGCUCCAUUCCGUUUUAUAACCCGUUGAAGGCUUACAGCUGCAACACGAAGGCGUGCAUUGUGUCAGACGUGCUCAAAUACGCGAAAUUAUACGACAAUACGUUCGAGACGACUGUGUACCCGCGUGUUCAAGCCCUUGCCAUUUGUUUGAAUGACGCGGGGGGAGAAGACUUGGUUGUCGAUUUGAGUUACUAUCACUCGAACCAGAUCUUGCAAGCAUGUACGCAGCGCUCGGCCACUUCCAUGAUCAUCGUCAGCGUUGGGAAGCGCGUUGAAGGCGACUCAUUUGCAGCGCCUGACACAGAGGCUGAUGAUUUGUGGCUUACAGCUAAACAACUCACUAAUGCUCGUAUGGUGUACUCUCUCACGGAUCUCUCUGAUGUGUAUGGCGCCGAAUGUGCUAGUGAUGGAGGCUGUUAUGGUGUUCGGUUCCCGCUGGAGCAAGCCGCCAAUUCGAGUACCAAUGCCAUGCUAUUGGUUAGCAGCACCAGCAUCCCGAUGAGUUCACUCAGCCCCAUCAAUAUGAAUGCAGUCGUGUACUCGGUGGGGUCGUCGCAGUGGAAAAUAUUGGCUUCGACACUGGAGGAGGCGAGAGGGGCCGCGCUGAAAACCGAGACCAGGCCAGCGCACGUGGUUUUGCCUCGCAAUUUCAAGACGACCGAUUACUCGUUGACUGCGUUCAUGGAAGGCGAAGGCUUGGCGGUCUGUGAGCGCAGUGUCGACACGCUGUUGAACCACAUCGAGAAGAACCACCUGUACAUCGAGCACACACUUCAACCGGCGUACACGGCAGGACUGUAUUUCAUCCUCCAGAACGCCGUGGUGCAUGAAGCGCUGCAGAUUAGCGAUGAUCCGGUGGAGAUGUCGUUGGGGUUCUCGGGGAACACCCUCGAUAUGUACGUGCAAGCGUCCAUUCCGACUACAAGUAUGCUGAUCGCCUUUGCCGGCUGCAUUAUCAUGGUACUGGGUACUGUAGUUGUUUUUGUAUUGGGCACACGUGGCGAACAAACACUACGCGAACACAGUUCGGCUGCUAUGGCGGCAGACAUACUGGGAAAUCUGGAGAAGUUCCCACCUUUUUUGCUGCGGUUUGAGCUGCGAGAGUCCGACACGGGAGAAGCUGCAGGGGCUUUAUUGGACGCACUGCAUGUUGAAAGUAUGGUGUUAGUCGACAAGGAAGACCGAAGUCAGCCGUUCGCUAUAGGUAGCGAGGUUUGA